Molecule: messenger RNA, 2130 nt
Organism: Marchantia polymorpha subsp. ruderalis
Lineage: Eukaryota; Viridiplantae; Streptophyta; Marchantiopsida; Marchantiales; Marchantiaceae
Source: the annotation of a GenBank genome assembly
AGAGGUAAAGGAUGCCAUGUCCAUCGACAGGAGCAAUCUCCAGCGUGCUGACUAUCUGACGCAGGGAAAGCUCUCUCUUGUGGAAUUGGUCUCGAUGUUACAAACACCCGACAGAUGUCCGCUCAUGAACCGCCUUGGCACGCAUCUCUCUUCCCUCGGGCUCACCUUCCCAUCGCUCCAUGAGCACCAGUAGAAGUUUAUGGGAGUCAAGGACCACGAUCAAUUCCCAGGAACCGUUCUCUCGCAGCAGCAGCUCGGUGUCUGCCCGAUCUCGCGCUCCAGAUAAGCGCGAAUCGGAACGCGACACAGUUUCUCGUCCUGGGCACGGAGCUGACAAACACUUUACUCGUCCCAGCGCGUCUCUACAGUUCCAACCCGGAAGCAUAAUCUGCAUCCGAGAGCGGCCGAGCGCUGAAGAUGGAACGACGAUCGGAAUCGCAGGCCGGCGACCUCAUAAAAAAUCUCGCGCUGCGUCAUGCCGAUCGGACUUUGACGGGGUCUCUCGUCCGGGUUGGCCUUGAGUACGAUCUCGUUCAUUGACUUCGCCGAGAAGCUCUGUGACAUGAGGCCGUGGCCCUUCAUCUCAGUCAAAGCCUAGUCGUCCUCGGCACAGUAGGGCGAUGAGUUUGUGGUGAAUCGGCGAGCGAAUCUCGGACGUCUCCUGCUCAGCAGCUCCGGAACUCACCCUCACUGAUUUCAGUGUGAGGCCAAGGCUACACCUUCGCCUUAACUUUCUUAAUCACCGAUUUCACCAGUUCCAGAGUUAUAAUCUUACUGUCGGUGAAUUUGACAGCGGCCUCGGAUGCGGUUGGUGUGUGUGACCUGAGCUGGUUAUGGAAUAGAAAUUACUGUCGGUACACCGAUUCCAUGGAUAUGUUGAGCUCGUUCCAUCUGCCCAGAAAGGCAGAUGAACCGCAGUGGUUCGAAAGAGGAGCAGCCAUCCAUCCAGCUGUACUCGCGGAUGGAGUCGAGAGCCGAAGGAAGUGCGUUCGGCGAUGGAGCCUAAAGUGGCGAAUCGGUCAACCGAGGCCUAAAAGAAGGCCAAAUUGGAGCAUCCAGCGGCGACCGUCGAGAGAAACGACGAAUAGAAAUGUCCUUUGUACUCCGGGAUCCCGUUGAUUCCAAGUGACUCUGUGCGUAGAGAGGUGCUGGACAUUUAUAGCCACCAGAAAUGCACUUCUCGAUGCAGUGGGCCGUGAUGCGAAAAGCUUAGAUGAAAGCAGCCAUACAAAUUCAUUGCAAGCGCUCUCACAUGGCCCCAUUUCAUGUCGAUCCCACAGGACGUUGACGAUAAGGCUAAGGAUGAAGAUCUUCCCAGCUACGUCUAAUCUCAAUGUCAACGCCAAGUGGCUCAUGCAUUCCAUCGGAUGCGCCAUUGAUAAUGCAUUUUGCAGCGGGAAGGAAUGAUUGCUCGUAUCUGCUUCGUUGAGAAGCAGAAGGAGGAGGGUAAUCGCGGCCUCCAAGCGUCAUCAGUUUCAUGGAAGCAUCUCUCGACCUGUGUUAGCAGUCUCCUGUAGCGAACUGGUGUGGUGUAAACGCCAGGCUAAGCUCACUUUAGCCCCUGUCGAUCCCGCCAUCUCCAAAGUGUCCACGCUCGGUAAAAGUAAAUUCCAUCCCUCAUUAUCAAAUGCGCUCGAAAUUCCUCUAGCUUCAUCCUAGAACACGGAGAAUGGUAGACCUGUGUCACUUUCACCCCCGAUGACUUCUGAUGGCCCCACCUCAUCUUCUCCCACCAAGCUCUGAAGCGUAACUCUGCGCAUCAGUAAAAUGCCCGAUCACGAAUGGCGGUCUAACACAAUCGGCUCUCCACAGCUGGUCCAUCCUCUCCCACGAAGAGCUCGCUGGCCUAGACGGGCCACGAAAUGCCCUCUCAGAGCUCGAUCCGAAGACUUGAAAUCUCAACCGACCCUGUUCCAGGACAGGUACAGAAGCAGAUCCAAUCUCCGGCCUUAAUGAAUGGGAAUUUAAAGUAUUCUUGCCCUGCAGCUCACGGAGCUGUGCAAAAAGCUAAGACACCGCAUCAUCACCUCUCGUCUACAGCCACUUCCAGACUUGGGGUCCGGAUGGGUUCGUACAGAGUUGAAAAUCGAUGCUGUGCUGCCCCUGGGCCAAUGUAUUCCUGUCGUACAU